AUGAAGUUGCAAUUUCUGAUCCCAGCUGCCUUCAAUGCCGCUGCUUGGGCCUCAUCUGGAGUAGACGAGGCGACCAAAUUUACUCUUACUUAUGGCUAUCCUCUCAUGCCAUUUGCACACUUUGCCAUUCCCGUUCUCGAAGAAGUCAAAGCCACCAAUCGCUUCCUGCAUAUGAAAGAGUUAGCGACAUCGUCUUUCAAAUCCGUUGUGCGUCCCAAUGUGGAUACUUUGUACUCAUCAGCUGUGCUUGAUAUGUCUCUCCACGAUGUGGUCAUCGAUGUUCCGAUCGUAAAGGGCCGGUACUGGGUGUUUCCUUUCUACGACGCGUACGGCAACAACUACGUCAACCUAGGCAGCGUGACAAACAGCAAAGCCGGCAAAUAUAUCUUACGCUAUGAUGCAGAUGAAGAGUCUGGGUUCCACCUCUGUGGCGAACAAUUUUCUCGUCUGAAGUGCGACAAAGGAGUCCAGGGCAUCAUCAAUGCCCCAACUCCGUACGGCAUUAUCGUAGUCCGGUACGCUGUCACAGAUGCCCCAGGAGACCUACAACAGAUCCACACUCUGCAGAAGCGAACCAUCAUGCAUACCGUCGUGAAGAGUAUAGCCCACAGUAUAACCACCGCUCCGCCUCUGACGAUGGCUAUGCUCAAUUCAUCGCUCUCAUCUGAUCCUGCGACCAAGAUCAUGCAACUGACAGCACGCAUUGCGCCACACAACCCGCCGAGCGAAAGUUCAGACUUGGGACGGGUAGCUUUGAUGCUAAAAAGGGCCGGCAUUCGUCAAGACGGAACCUACGAACAGCCCAGAAGCGUGAAUUUAACUGCUGCAUAUAUCGCCUCGGAGACGGCCAUGUUCAAUGCACCUACCAAGCCUGGCAAUAACCAGGUCCUUAGCAAUGGAUGGAGCGAAAUUUCCGCCGCAGCUCAGGGUGACUAUGGCAAGAAUUAUGAGAUGCGAGCAUAUGUAGCUUACUUCGGCUAUCUUGCCCUGACCGCCGCGCAAGCUUUGUAUCCCAGUCACAGCACGGGUGAGCAUGGUCCAUCGACACUGCACCUAGGCCCAAAGCAAGCCUACAUUUUCACAUUUCCCAGCAAGCCACUAUUGGAGCAGUAUGGGUUCUGGAGUCUGACAGCGUACAACGCGGCGCAAUACUUGGUUCCCAACGCCCUGGACCGGUAUGCGCUCACCGAUCGCUCGAACAUCACCUACGCCGAUGGGUCGCUAGUUUAUGGAGGGCAAACAUCUGCCCGCAAGGACGGCACCUUUGAAUUGCUCGUCCAGCCGGCAGACGUAGCUCCUCCGAGGAACUGGACGUCAAAUUGGCUCCCAGCUCCGAAGGGUGGGGGAGACUUGUCUCUCACUCUGCGGUUUUAUGCCCCGACCAAACAGCUGCACAAUGGUUCAUGGCUUUAUCCCGUGGUGCAUAAGAUAGGUGCGAUUGUGGGAUGA
Penicillium riverlandense is the source of this 1449-nucleotide messenger RNA. RefSeq names its product DUF1254-domain-containing protein. The record is from RefSeq and is a predicted model, not a curated record. NCBI's taxonomy places the organism in Eukaryota, Fungi, Ascomycota, Eurotiomycetes, Eurotiales, Aspergillaceae. Bases 1 to 1449 code for a protein of 482 amino acids. The transcript is spliced from 5 exons.